Messenger RNA from Penicillium alfredii, 1653 nucleotides. RefSeq lists its product as uncharacterized. Bases 1 to 1653 code for a protein of 550 amino acids. The transcript has 2 exons. Lineage: Eukaryota; Fungi; Ascomycota; Eurotiomycetes; Eurotiales; Aspergillaceae. The record is from RefSeq and is a predicted model, not a curated record.
AUGGAUGCUCAGUAUCCCUUCGCCUCCCGUGACGACAUCUGGCGUGUCUUCGACGAGCUGAAAGAGCUCCACGUUGCCCAAUUCGAGCAGAGUGAGAGAAUCGGGCGACUGGAACGCCGGCGGGACGACGAUGCGAGAUUGAGAAGUGUUUGGGGUCCUUUGUCGCCGUUCCCCAGUGUGGUGGGAGGUUCGAUCCCCGCAGACCCUGCCUAUCACUCUCCCCCCGACGCCUUCAAGGGGUUCGACCAAGGCCAGCAUCAUACAAUGGCCAACUCCACGGUGGGCCUCGACGGUGAGGAGGAGCCACGCCGUGGGGCAUCUCGGGCCAACAGUGUUCGGUUCGAUGAAAGUGCGAUUCACGGAUACUACGGUCAAGCCGGUCGGCCCAGUACUGACCUUCCACUGCGAACUGGCAGCGGGCUGGGAAGCCACCCGCUGACUGAGCGGUCUCUUUCUCAUCGAUCGGAGGGGAGACAGAGCUCGUCAGGCCAUUCGCAUCACUCGGCGCGGACGAAUAGUCUUGGGCUCGACACCAGCAGCCGGCUGAUGGGCUCUUCGCUUAGCGAAUCCCCAUUGAUUCCUCCGCCUGGUCUGUUUCUUUUGGGCCCAGUGCCUUGUAUCAUUCGGUGCUGGCUGACCACCAACUUCUCAAAUGACUCCCUUUUGUACGCAGCUGUUUGUUCGGGGUCUUUUGUAUCGUCGCUGGGCAUGUCGAUGGUUCGCAAGUUUGGGCUGGAGGAUCUCUUGACCCAGGAAGAUGAGCGGCAGUCCAUCAAGCUGCCUCUUUACCUCCCCGAAGCCAGCAUUCACCAAAGCUCCCCGCGUUCGGGCAGUCCAGUCCCUCAACUUCCCGCGGUAACGAUUCGGUUUUUGGUUCGCGAGGCUGACCCCAUCGAUGAAUCUAUCCAAAUCAUCUUUGGAAGUGACGUCUUGCGUGCCCAUAACGCAGACAUCUUGUUCUCCCAGGAUAAAAUGAUCAUGGUUGAUGAUGAACGAAACCGCAUCUCGGUUCCACUCGUGCGUCCCGAGAAGGACUCUGCCUUCAGGACUUUGAGCACUUUCCCGGAUAGCUCUUAUUCUGGGCCGCAUGGGAACGGUAAUUCUGUCGGAGUGAUCGGACAGACCGCCAAUCUCCCCGAGCAGUCGAGCUCAGCACCUGCCUCGGCCCGGGUCUCCAUCGGCGAGGCCGACGAUGCACGCAAGCAUCGAUUGACAGACUCCCAUGACGCACUUGAAGACUCCGAGCCUCACCCAAUCUCUGCGACCGCAGACGCGCAACCUACUGCCCCAGCCAAGCCGGAAGGUGCUGGUGUCUGGAGUUCAUGGCGGCGCGAUCCCAAACCCGACCCGAAUACCGCAGCCGGCAAAUCGAACCGUGGCCGCACGAUGAAAGUGCUUCGGUCCACCAAGCUCUCGUCUCGCGUCGGCUCGACUACCUCUUCUCCUACCGUGGCUACCACCGAGCCUACCGAAUCGUCGACUGGCGCACAGUCCGAGUCUGCCCGCUCCCCUGCCCAGCCCACUCCUGGCACGUCCCCUGACGACAGUCGCCCGAAUAAGCCAUGGGCCCCUAACCCCGUCGGAGGUGCAUCGGCGUUUGGCUGGCUCAAUCCGGCCUCAUCUGCCAACCGCACCACGGCCAAUCCUAGAUGA